UGCUUUUUGCUCAUUCCGAUUUUGUCAAGCGACGUGUGCGGAACUGAAGUGAAAGAGGCGGUUCGGCGAAAUCGCAUUGUACUUUCGUUUCUUGUGGUGUUGUUUGUGCCGUGUGCCCCGAGUCAAAUCGAAUCAAAAUAAAAAAUUCGUGUUCUUCCUUUUUUGUGUACCAAGAAAUUAGCGGCGUUCUACCAACGAACAACCACCCGUUCUUUUUUUUUUUUUUAUUUUUUAAUUUGUUUUUUUUUGUUUUGUAACACAACAAAUCGCGUGAUCUUGUCGAGUGUCGGCAGAAAUCGAGUUUUCCAGGAGAUCAGGCGCGCGCACUGCUUGCCUUUUGUGCGCACCACAACUACUGCUUGCAUUCCGGGGCGAUGGCUCAGUCGACUGCGACUUCGCCGCGCUACACCGGCUUUAACCCCCUGAGCCAGACCCAGACUCAGACCCAGACCCAGACCCAGAACCUCAGCAACCCGGCCACGGAUCCGGAUUUGGUGGCCCCCUUGUCAGCAGCAUCAUCAUCAGCAGCUACAGCUACAGCAGCAACAGCUACAGCUACAGCUACAACAACAGCAGCAGCAGCACCGACAACAGCAGAUCAACCCGAAAAACCUGAGGAAGAAGGAAAAGGAGCUCAUCCACAUCCAGAACUGACGGAAACAAACUCCAACCAAAAGAUACUUUUAGCUAGCAAAAGUAGUAGUUCAAACGACCAGAAUCACAACCAAAUCGACGACGACGAGGAUAAAGUAGGAACAUUGCCAUUACCACCCCUGCCCUCCAUCAACAAAAGGACACCCAACGCCCAACUGCUCCACCCUCGUCCAAUAAUCCGCUCCAUCCCGUCCUACACAGACGACCUGUGCACCUGCUGCAAUUGUGCAUACUCCAGUAACUCCAGUAACAGUUCCUCAUCCGACUCGUCCACAUCCUCAUCCUCAUCAGCGACUGCACUUGCAGCCGCAGCCGCAGUCGCAUCCGCAUCCGCCGUUGCCAAGCAGCUCGCCCGCUCCGUGACCGCCACCAGCAUCAUGGACAUGCCGUACAACACCUCGCCGUCACUGCGGGUGCGCACCACCUCGCUGAAUCAGCUGAAGAAGACCGCCGACCUGGCCAUUGAGAACGAGUUGCACGUGUGCCCGUCGGUGAUGUCCGAGGAGCUGCGCAAGCUGCUGCCCCCCACCUCGGAGACGGUGAUGACCAAGCCGUUCCCCAUCCGCGGCGAACGGACCAUUGCCGACUGCACCACGCCCCAUGUGAUAGCCAUGGUGGGUCUGCCGGCUCGCGGCAAGACCUUCAUUUCCAAGAAGCUGGCGCGCUAUCUCAAUUGGAUUGGGAUCUCCACACGAGUAUUCAAUCUGGGCGAGUACCGGCGACAUGCGACCACCGCCUACAAGUCGCACGAGUUCUUUCGCGCCGACAAUGAGGAGGCGAUGGCCAUCCGCAAUCGGUGUGCCAACCAGGCGCUGCACGACUCCUGCGACUGGCUGCUGAGCGGCCAGGGGAGCAUCGCCGUUUUCGAUGCCACCAACUCGACGCGCGAUCGUCGCCAGCUGAUCCAUGACAUUGUGGUGAAGCAGCACGGCUUUCGGCUGUUCUUCGUGGAGUCGAUCUGCGAUGAUCCGCAGAUCAUUGAGCAGAACAUCCUGGAGGUCAAGGUCAGCUCACCCGAUUACCUCAACAUGAACACGGAGCUGGUGGUGCGGGAUUUCUUGCAGCGCAUCGAGCACUACGAGGAGCGCUACCAGCCCAUCGACGAGGUCACCGAGGCCCACCUCAGCUUCAUGAAGGUCUACAAUGCCGGCAAGAAGGUGGUCGUCUACAACAACGAGGGCCACGUGGAGUCGCGCAUCGUCUACUACCUGAUGAACAUUCACAUAACGCCGCGCACCAUCUACCUGACGCGUCACGGCGAGAGCGAGUACAACCUGACCGGGCUGAUCGGUGGCGACUCGAAUUUGAGUGCCCGCGGUCAUCAGUACGCCAACGCCCUGUCCACGUUCAUUGCCCAUCAGCAGAUCGACGGACUGCGGGUGUGGACGUCGUGGAUGAAGCGCGCCAUUCAGACGGUGGCCGAUGUCAAGGCGCCGCAGGAGCGCUGGAAGGCUCUCAACGAGAUCGAUGCCGGCCACUGCGAGGAGAUGACCUACGAGCAGAUCAAGGAGCGCUUCCCCGAGGAGUUCAAGGCGCGCGACGUGAACAAGUUCGCCUAUCGCUAUCCGCGCGGCGAGAGCUACGAGGAUCUGGUGGCCAGACUGGAGCCGGUCAUCAUGGAGCUGGAGCGACAGGGCAACGUGCUGGUCGUGUCGCACCAGGCGGUGCUGCGCUGCCUCUUUGCCUACUUCCUGGACAAGUCCGCCGACGAGCUGCCCUACCUGUAUGUGCCGCUGCACACGGUCAUCAAGCUGACGCCGGUGGCCUACGGCUGCAAGGUGGAGCACAUCAAGCUGGCCAUCGAUGCGGUGGACACGCACCGGCCCAAGCCCAAGAUCCCCGGCGACGUCAGCCAGCCGGGAAUGGAUGGCCUCAGCGGCGAGCUGGUGGCACCCGAUGGCGUCGGCAAGGUGCUCAUUGUGGGCGACGAUGUGGCGACGGCCACGAACGGCAAUGGCGGUCGCGUCGAUAUCAAGGCGCAUCAAUGACGGCGUCGCCUGAACCACCACCACCAACACCACCACCUCCACCACCCCGCCCAUCCACAACCUCCUUCGAUAUCAAAAUCAAAAUCCAAGACAAUCUAAGCACGGCUGCUGGAUCGGCUGCCCCCAAAAAAUACAACACAAUCCAACCCAACCCAACCCAAUCCAACCCCAGCUCCAGCACCAAUUCUUUCCCCUGUCGCAUCCCGAACAGCCCAACGGAUACGGACAAAGAUACGGACUUGCGUCGAGGAUGUGGUGGCGCUCCUACUUAAUGUGGCAAUCGGAGGCCUGCGAGUUCCACUUUGGACUGCGUAUGAAAUUGUGAUUGAUCCAUUGUGCUGUUUUAUUAUGUACUUUAACGAACAAUUAAAUAUUUUAAAAUUUU
Drosophila elegans is the source of this 3027-nucleotide messenger RNA. It is a transcript of the gene Pfrx, whose product is annotated as 6-phosphofructo-2-kinase/fructose-2,6-bisphosphatase 1. Lineage: Eukaryota; Metazoa; Arthropoda; Insecta; Diptera; Drosophilidae. Gene Ontology annotation, molecular function: ATP binding; 6-phosphofructo-2-kinase activity; fructose-2,6-bisphosphate 2-phosphatase activity. The record is from RefSeq and is a predicted model, not a curated record. Gene Ontology annotation, cellular component: cytosol. The transcript has 2 exons. Bases 375 to 2642 code for a protein of 755 amino acids. Gene Ontology annotation, biological process: fructose 2,6-bisphosphate metabolic process; fructose metabolic process.